Messenger RNA from Carcharodon carcharias (great white shark), 3180 nucleotides. RefSeq names its product synovial sarcoma, X breakpoint 2 interacting protein a (gene ssx2ipa). The transcript is spliced from 14 exons. The record is from RefSeq and is a predicted model, not a curated record. Lineage: Eukaryota; Metazoa; Chordata; Chondrichthyes; Lamniformes; Lamnidae. Bases 686 to 2557 code for a protein of 623 amino acids.
AGCGGGUGGGCGAGCGACUUACUGUAGUUAUGUUUACACGGGACGGAAUCUAAUCAGAGGAAGGUUAUAAAUAAUUGGGUGAAUUCAACUGAUUUCAGCUGGUUUCCAGCGGCGCGAUAUGUUGGGGCGAUGUAAGAGCAGCUAUUGACUGUCAGUUAGGCGGGCCGGCUGGGGUAGGCCUGGUUGCCAUGGUUUCCGAUUGAGCGGCGCGCGCAGCUGGCGGGAUCCUUCCCCCCCCACCCUUGCUGCCAAGGCGCACGCGUGUUGCCGGACCCGUUCCAGAGUGGCGCGCGCAACCUGCGAGCUAAUUGCUAGUUGCAGUCGGGACGCAGGCGCGUUGCCGGACCCGGACUGCAAUACCUUCAAAUGUUGCUUUAAGCAAGUUAUAUGGUCCUCACUCACUCAUUAGCACUUUAUUCAAUCCGGCACAGAACCCCCCCCCCCCCCACCUAUAUUUUUUUGUUUUCUGCGUUGCUUUAAUCGUUUGACAGCUUACAAGUUUUUUAAGCCUGGCUGCGGAACCUGUUGCCCUCUUGUGAUUUGAAGCCGUCUUUUUUUCACCCCCACCUUCCACUGGAGAUUUUUUUAAACCACUGGUUUCUGCGAAGAGGUGUUGCCUGCAUUGUGAUAUUUAAAUCGGUGCUCAAGUGGUUGUGCAGUUAAUCAGGCUGCUUGCUUGCUUGCUAUGGGAGAUUGGAGAGCUAUAACCAUGCCAGAACAAGAGUCAUCACCAGACAGCAAAGAAAUUAUUUAUCGUUACGCAUCCAGAUCACGAAUGUCUCCCCACAACAGCUUCAUCGAGGCACUGCCUUUAUUUACCAGUCAUAAUUUAAGUUUCUUUUGUACAAAGGAGAAUGUAGAUCAAUGCAUAGCAUACCUCAAUCAGGAGCUCACUACAUUGGGUUUUCCAUCAUUUUACACUGAAGAGGCACAGAAAGAACUGAACCUGGAGGCCAUUUUAAAUUGCAUGUAUGAUCUGCUACAACUUCAUCGCAAAGGCCUUCGUGCUUUAGAAGAUAUGGAAACGCAAAAUCUGAAAUCUAGUAGUGAUAUGGACCAUUUGUACCACAGCCAAGUUAAACUAAAGGAUCAACUAGAGCUCUCUCGUAGAGAAGUUAUAUCCCUUCAAGAAAAGGACAGACAGUUACAAUUGAAGAACAGAACAUUACACAAUUUACUGAAAAAUGAAAAGGAAGAGAUACAAAAAUUGCAGAAUAUAAUAGCAAGUCGUGCAACUCAAUACAACCAUGACCUGAAGAGAAAGGAGCGCGAGUACAAUAAGCUGAAAGAACGCCUACACCAACUUGUAAUGGAUAAAAAAGAUAAAAAACUAUGUAUUGACAUCCUAAAUUACGUGGAUCGAUCUGAUGGACGGCGGAGUGUGUGGAGGACUGGCAAGACAGAAGUCAGGAAUGAAGGGGAAAUGUAUAAAUCUCUUAUAAGCAACUAUGAAAGGCAUCGUAAAGAACUAAUGGUAGAAAAUAUUGAACUGAAACAAGUUCUACAGCAGAUGAAGAAAGAUAUGAUGUCUAUACUUAGUCGAAAAAAGCAGAGACCAAAAGAACACGUAGAAGAUAGCAGUGGUAUAGCAGGGUCAGACAAUGAAGAGGAUUCUCGUGAAUUGAACAAAGAAAAUAGCUUGGAGCUUUCUUGUGAUGCAGUCCGAGAGCAGCUCACCAACAGUAUUCGGCAACAGUGGAGAAUAUUGAAAAACCACGUUGAGAAACUGGACUCUCAAGCAUCCUUAGUGAACUCUGGUUUUCAUGAAGAUGAUGAAGUUAUCAGCAGAGAUGAUCUUGAGCAAGAAAUUGAGAAGCUAAAGGUAGAAAUUCAGCAGUGCAGGGAUGUGAUCAAAGCCCAGCAACAGUUGUUACAGCAACAGCUUAAUGCCCAGUGUGAUGAUGAAACAGCUGUAUUAGUACGAGACUGCUACUUACUCGAAGAGAAAGAACGAUUGAAAGAAGAGUGGAGACUAUUUAAUGACCAAAAGAAAAACUUUGAAAGAGAGAGAAGAAACUUUACAGAAGCAGCCAUUAGACUAGGGCAUGAGAGGAAGGGUUUUGAGGAAGAACGAGCAACAUGGUUGAAGCAGCAGUUUUUGAACAUGACUCCUUUUGUGGAGAGCAAAAGGCCAAAAAUAAUGAAGCCACAAAGUGCCUUGUCUAUCAGUGCAGAGCAGGAGAAGCACAAGACACAAUCACAGCCAAAUAUAUCUGCUUACCUCCGACCUAAUACAGCUCCAGUAACUACACCUGAAUCUUCAACAAGUACCAAAUUUCCUCAAAUAAAUAGUGCCACAUCCACAGAAACGGGUCGAACAAUACGCCUCACUCCAGGAACUAGCUCAAAACUUGUACCAAAAAGAGGAAAUGUGGACAGUUAUGAUGUAAAGAAAAACAGUGGUGGAGCGGCUCAUGAGAAAUGGAGAAGCACUUCAAAGCCCAGCUCUGAUCAUAGGUAUUAUAACGGGUGUUCUACGCUUUGGAACCAUUCGCAGGAGGAUGGCAAGUGGGAUGAAAGUUCUCUACAAUCUGCAAAUGAGCCUAAUCUCAAAUGACUUGUGCAGAAAUUAUGACUCCAGAUUCUGUAAAUCUAUCUUGGGUUCUUGGAAUGUAGUACUCUAUUUAAAUAAUGCACUUGCAUUUAUACAUGUCAUAGUGACAUUUGAACUGAAGAUCUCUUCAAGCAGCACUUUGUAUGUCAAGUGGAAACUGGUGAGAGUUGUGACUAGGAAGCCUGUAUGACUUUUAGUUUUCUUUAGGGGCACUGUUUACAUCUAACUGGGUCAGAAGAAUCUCAUUCUUAAGUAAAUGGUUUUUUUUAUUUUUCUCUUUCACUAUCGAUUUUAUUUAAGGAUUAAGUGCAAACUUUUUUUUAGAGGUUUUUAAUUUUUUAAUGUUUUGAUGAGUUUUGAAUGUGUUUAUGUUGGAUAUAUGAACCACUAGAGCAGCUGAAGAAAUGUUUUUUUAAAACCUUUCGACAUUAAUGACAAUGCUCAAAAUGUCUUGCACGUGUCAAAUCAUCUCUACCAGCAACAGUUGCUCAACUUUAAAUUAAGUCCUUGUAAAUUGUUCUGAUUUUAAUUUGAUUUUUUUUAAACUAGGUACUGCUUUAAAUGUAACACAUGAUUUUUUUUUUCUUGUCCCUGAAAGAUGGGAUCUUAAUAAAAAUGUGUGUUUA